AUGCUUCGAGCAACAGCAGUUUCUUCGGCGGCGGGUGGAGGUUCUUCCAGUGAUGGCCAAUCUUACACUCAAGAAUCAAUGGAUGAUAUUGGUUUCCAAAGCAUGGUGCCAAAUAAUUUGAAGAAAAUCCAUCCGGUGGCCUCAGAACCAUUGUUGAAUGGCCAUCGAUUGAAAAGAAGUACCACAGAAUUAUUCGCUAAGGUGGAAUCCGCUCACAAUCGUGGCGAUGAUUCAUCACUUUGUGAUAUCACUGAAAAUGUCCUCAACAGCGACCCGUUUCAUGGUAAGCUCUUGCCAUCAACUAACAAGAGUUCUAGAAGAUCUAGCACCAUUGGACUCUUUGGAAAAGAAAAUGCCAAUAAAGAAGUAAGAUUUUCCGCUAGUGAAGGUUUCCCUAUAAGCCACAAUUCCUCAACAACAAUACCAUCGUUAAAUAAAAUAACUGAUGCUGCUGUUGAUAUUUCUUCUGAAUCUUCUCCCCGAAAUUUUGCUAAAAUAUCCAGAAGUCUGAGAAUUCCUGUUAAUGCCAGAAACUUUUCAGAUAAACAAUACACUAAUGUAUCAAAUGAUUUCGUGGUGAGGAAAAAUACCCCAGAUAAUAUCCCCUGGCACCCUUUGUCCACUAGAAGACAACAGAAUUCUAUAACUAUGUUGGAGCCACAAGCAACUUUGCAACCACUGAAGAAUAAGGAGCCACAAAAAGAGUUGAAAUAUCAACUCGAGCAUGAAAUAUUGAAUAACUUGGAUACGCUAUUUCUCAUAUUUUCAAGCGUUCGGAAAUCUGUGAAUGAAGAUGAGCUUCGGGAAAUUGAACAUUGUAUUGAUAGGAUUCGGGAUCAAAUAAAUAAUUUGGUGGCCAGUUUAGAUAGUAAAUUUGUUGAGAAAGUAAUGGAUAUUGAGCAAACUAAUGUCAAAUUAAAAAAAGAAAAUUCUCUUUUACAAGAUUUGUGCAAUGUUUUAAAAUCUGAAUACACAAAAGCAUCAGCUGAGAUUACUAGAUUAAAAGACCAGACUCAAAAGUUCCAUAAUCAAAUUGAUUGUCUUACAGCAGAAAAAAAUAAAAUGCUGGAGAAAUUUUACUUGAAUGCAGAAGAUUUUCAAGAAGCAAUGACACUAAUGUUUGAAAAUCCAGAUGAAAAAAUUGAAUCCAAGAAGUUUAUGGGGAAAUUGAGACGUCUAAUCGAUAGUUUUAACUUUGCAAAUAAGAAGAAUGAGAUCAUGCAACAAGAAAAUAAUAAAUUACAGACAAAGCUUGAUACUUUUGGAAAUGAAAGUUCGGAAAACCUCAAAACCAUUGAUUUUAUGGAAAAUCACAUAAAGAAGCAAGAGGAAACUAUUAAGCAAUUGACUGAUAAAUAUGGGCUUUUAGAGAAUGAAAAAAACGAAACCGAGGGCACCUUGAAAGUUAAAGAGGAAGAGCUUGGUAAAUUAAUCAAUCGGAUGGAAAAUGAUAGAAAAACUUUUCAUGAUAAUGCUUCUGAUAUGAAGGAAAGCCUAAGAAAAAAAGAUGUACAAGUAGCAGAGGCGUGGAAAAUGCUAUCAACUUUCGCCAGUUCAAAUACGACCAAUGCAGCUAAGCUUGUGAGCCUUGAAGAGGAGAACAGAAAGCAUCAUGAGACUGAGGAUUUUUGGAAAGAAAAAGUACGAGAAUAUAAGCACAUAAAUCAGGCUUUGGAAAAAGAUGGAAUGUUGAAACAGGAAAGGAUUACUGAAGAACAAAAACUUUGUCAAAGCUUGAAACUCAAAAUUUUAGAACUUGAGUCGAAUGAGAAGGAGACUCAAGCGACCAAUGAAAAGUUAAUUGAUGAAGUGAGAGUUACUCAAAUGAGGGUUGAAGAAUUGAAAUCAGAAAACAUCAGUUUAUUAAAUAAAUUUAAAAAGAUGACUGAAAAAAGUGGUCGAAUUGAGACUGCUUGCGGAGUUGGAAAAUUUUAUUUUGAAGAUCUCUCAAACUCUGCCAUUAUUAAACUUGAAAAAAUUAUCGAUGAGCGGUCUUUUGCACGAGUAAAAAGAAAACUCCAAGAUAUUUCCCAAAUCAAACUUUAUGAUGAUUCUAUUAUGCCAAAGUUGGAACAUAUAACAAGAUUCGUUCUCCAAUCUAUCGAUUGUAUCAUUCAGGAAGUGCAAAAAAUGAGAAAUAGAAACUCACGAUUAGAAGCAGACAUCAGAUCUCUUGAACUGGGACCACAAGAGCAGAAUCUGAAAAUUAAGAAUAAUUAG
Saccharomycopsis crataegensis is the source of this 2220-nucleotide messenger RNA. RefSeq lists its product as uncharacterized. The transcript has 2 exons. The coding region runs from base 1 to 2220 and encodes 739 amino acids. Lineage: Eukaryota; Fungi; Ascomycota; Saccharomycetes; Ascoideales; Saccharomycopsidaceae. The record is from RefSeq and is a predicted model, not a curated record.